This is a messenger RNA of Fusarium graminearum PH-1, 1686 nucleotides long. RefSeq lists its product as uncharacterized. Lineage: Eukaryota; Fungi; Ascomycota; Sordariomycetes; Hypocreales; Nectriaceae. The record is from RefSeq and is a predicted model, not a curated record. The transcript has 4 exons. The coding region runs from base 1 to 1686 and encodes 561 amino acids.
AUGCGUCUAGCAGCCAACUUCUCUGGUACCCUGAUCAACACCAAUCAUGACAAUAUGAUCUCACAUAGCUACCUGUCAGCCCUGCAUAACUCCGAUUUAUCUUUCGGGUUGACGCCCAAGUCUCAUUCUGGACAAAUCUCGAUUGAAACGACAAUAGGCGACAUGUCACUGGCAAGAUAUUUUUACUGGCAUUUUGUUGCCAUCAGCUUGUUGGUGGCAACAGCUGCAUGCGACAUUUCCAGCAAUUCUUUCCGCGAAAGGUGUUUGGCUCUCAAGCCCGCGAGACUCGUACACAACUCGACUCUGACGCGCCAAGAAUUUGUCUCGGCUGGUACGACAUUGGAUUUAUCCGAUAACGUCCCAUCAUGCAACCGUCGGUCACAGCUUGUCACAGUCGACCUUUGCCGCAUCGCUCUCCAGAUCCCUACCUCCAAGCGAUCUAGCAUCAGUUUCGAAUUGUGGUUACCACAAAAAUGGGAGGGAAGCCGAUAUCUGGCAACUGGCAAUGGGGGUGUUGAUGGAUGUAUCAAGUAUGAAGAUCUUGGAUAUGGUACAUCGAAUGGCACAUCAACUGACUGCCGAAGCCUUCACACGGGCACUGAAUCGGCCAAGAAGAUCAUCAAGUCCUUCUAUGGUAAGAAGUCUGCGAAAAACUACUACAUUGGCUGUUCCCUGGGUGGUCGCAUGGGAGUCAAAGCCGCAGAAGCAUACCCCGAGGACUAUGAUGGCAUCGUGGCUGGAGCCCCGGCCGUUGACUUUAACAAUCUUCAAGGGCAGAGAGCCAUGUUUUAUCCCAUCACAGGCAACUCAACGUCGGCCAACUACAUUCCUCUCACCACCUGGACUGGCCUUAUCCAUGAUGAAGUCCUGGCACAAUGCGACAAGAUUGACGGUGUCAAGGACGGCAUCAUCGAAGUUCCGGACAAGUGCUUCUUUAACCCCAAGAAGCUACUCUGCAAAGGCUCUCAGACCAGCAAAUGCCUCAACUCGGCCCAGGUAAAGCAACUGGAAAAGAUCUACGCUCCCUAUACCUAUCCCAACGGCAAGCUUAUCUUCCCCCGUAUGAACCCUGGCAACGAGCUUCAGGCAGUUUCAAAGCUCCUCGCAGGCAAGCCCUUUGACUACUCGGUGGAUUGGUUCCGCUACGUCGUGUACAACGACCCAGAGUGGGAUGCCAGUACAUACAGCGUUGACGAUGUUCGAAAUGCCGAGAAGCUAAACCCUUCUGACAUCCGCACCUAUCCAAAGUCACUUCCGGCUUUCAAGAAGCGCGGUGGGAAGCUGCUCAGCUACCACGGAGGCCAGGACAACCAGAUCACGCAGUUCAACACACAUCGCUUCUGGAAUCGCAUGGCAUCCGCGGACCGCAGUCUACACGACUACUACCGUUACUUUCCCAUUUCAGGCAUGUUCCACUGCAGUACAGGCCCUGGUGCCUGGGCUAUAGGACAAGGGGGUGGUGCUCCUUCUGCGGGAGUGCCGUUUGAUCCCGAGCAUAAUGUGCUGGCGGCCAUUGUGGCAUGGGUCGAGAAGGGGAAUGCACCUCAAAGUCUGACGGGCACCAAGUUUAUCAAUGACACCUACACUGACGGCGUCGACUUUCGUCGCAAGCAUUGUUUGUAUCCCAAGACACAGACAUACAUUGGUGGGGAUCCCAAAAAGGUUACCAGUUGGCGAUGCAAAUAA